UGAUGGCUGCCGUGGCCGUGGCUGUUCGCGAGGACUCGGGAUCUGGGAUGAAGGCGGAGCUUGUUCCUCGGCCUGGGGCAGCGGGGAGGGAGAUGACCCAAGAAGAAAAGCUGCAGCUUCGGAAGGAAAAGAAACUGCGGAAGAAGAAAUGGAAGGGGGAAAAGGGGGAAGAACCAGAAACUGGCUCUGCUGUAUCUGCAGUCCAAUGUCAAGGCCCGACCAAAGACCUGCCUGGACUGGACAGUCAGUUGGGCAGUGCCAAGGAGAAAGUUCCAGCAGGUGGGAGUACGGCUGAACUUCGAGCUGAAAGGCGGGCCAAGCAGGAGGCUGAGCGGGCCCUGAAGCAGGCAAGAAAAGGGGACCAAGGAGGGCCACCGCCUCAGGCCUGCCCCAGCACAGCUGGAGAAACCCCCUCAGGAGUGAAGGGUCUACCCGAGCAGAGUCAGGUUGAUGACUCCACGCUUCUGAGGAGGCUUGUUAAAAAACCAGAACGACAGCAGGUUCCUACACGAAAGGAUUAUGGACCCAAAGUCAGUCUCUUCUCCCACCUACCCCAGUACAGCAGACAGAACUCUCUGAGCCAGUUUAUGAGCAUCCCAUCCUCUGUGACCCACCCAGCCAUGGUGCGACUCGGCCUGCAGUACUCCCGGGGCCUGGUCAGUGGCUCCCAUGCCCAGUGCAGCCUGCUUUGUGCCUUGCAGCAGGUGAUUCAGGACUACACCCCACCUCCCAGUGAAGAACUGUCAAGGGACCUAGUGAAUAAACUAAAGCCCUACUUCAGCUUCCUGACUCAGUGCCGUCCCCUGUCAGCGAGCAUGUACAACGCCAUCAAGUUCCUUAACAAGGAGAUCAUGGGUGUGAGCGGCUCCAAGCGGGAAGAGGAGGCCGAGUCAGAACUUCGAGCAGCCAUCGGACCAUAUGUGCAAGAGAAGAUUGUGCUUGCAGCUCAGGCAAUCUCAUGCUUUGCUUAUGAGAAGACCAGUAAUGGAGAUGUGAUCCUGAUAUAUGGUUGCUCAUCCCUGGUAUCACGAAUUCUUCAGGAGGCUUGGGCUAAGGGUGGGCGGUUUCAGAUGGUAGUGGUGGACAGCCGGCCACGGCUGGAGGGAAAGCACACGCUACAUUCUCUGGUCCGUGCUGGGGUCCCUGCCUCCUACCUGGUGAUUCCUGCAGCUUCCUUUGUGCUCCCAGAGGUUUCUAAGGUGCUGUUGGGAGCUCAUGCACUCCUGGCCAACAGGUCUGUGAUGUCACGGGUAGGGACAGCACAGCUGGCCCUGGUGGCAUGGGCCCAUAAUAUGCCAGUGCUGGUCUGCUGUGAAACAUACAAGUUUUGUGAGCGUGUGCAGACUGAUGCCUUUGUCUCUAAUGAGCUAGAUGACCUUGACGAUCUGCUGUGUGAGCGAGGAGAACGUGUGGUCCUGGCUGACUGGCAGAACCACUCGUCCCUAUGGUUGUCGAAUCUGGUCUAUGAUAUGACCCCCCCAGAACUGGUGGAUCUGGUGAUCACGGAGCUGGGCAUGAUCCCUUGCAGUUCUGUACCUGUUGUGCUGCGAGUCAAGAGUAGUGACCAGUAAGUGGAGGGACACAGGGUCAAUAAAUGACAUACU
Molecule: messenger RNA, 1604 nt
Organism: Lagenorhynchus albirostris (white-beaked dolphin)
Lineage: Eukaryota; Metazoa; Chordata; Mammalia; Artiodactyla; Delphinidae
Product: translation initiation factor eIF-2B subunit delta-like
Source: RefSeq, a predicted model, not a curated record